AUGCCAUCUAUAGUGAAUAACGAUAUGGAUGAUACUAUCAGGGAAGUAGUAAAUGAUUCUGAACAAAUAGAUUCAGUCUCAACAGUUACAAAUUUACAAAUUAUAAACGAUUCAUCAAUUAAUCAAACUGAUAUAUUAGAUAUUUCAAUAGAUGUAUUCAAGAGAUUAUAUCCUUCAGAAACGGAUGAACAGUUCGCAUUCCCAAUUCAUGAACUUGCUAAUAGAUAUCUUCUUGUUAAAUUUUUAGGAGCUCCUGAUUAUUUCAAUAAAUAUAAUAUUUUAAAAUUGAAUAGAAUAAAUUAUAAACUUGCAUUAAAUUCAAUAAGUUUUAUAAAUAAUACCAAUUUGAUAUCGAAUUUUGAUAUUGAUUCAUUAACUUUAAAUAAAUCAAUUGUUAAAACUAUAAAUUAUGAUUCAAUACCUUUAUUAUCACAAAUUUUUGUAUCCGUGCCCCUGGAAAUUUAUAAAAUUUUGAAUUCAAAAACACAAGAAAGUAUCAAACAACAAUUUCUAACUCAAUUUACUAUUAAUAAUGAUAAUAUAAUUAAUGAAGGUGAUAGUUUGAAAUUAUUGAAUGGUAAAAUUGAUUUAUGUGAACCAUUAACACAGGGUAAAAUUAAUGAAUCUACAAAUAUAGUGUUAAUUAAUCAAAAUGAAGAGGAAAUAGAUGAUGUUUUAAAUGAUGAUGAUGAUGAUUUAGAUGAAGAUUUAAACUUAUCAUCCUAUUUAUCUUCGAGUUUACAAUUUGACAAACAAGCAUUACCUAUUGAAUCUAAAAAAUUUAAAGUUGGUCCAUUACCUGAAAAAUUAAAUAUUGAUGAUUUGCCUAAAAACUGGUCAAAAGAUGAUAAUGAUUUAUUUAUAUUCAUAAACAAUCAAGAUUUUAUAAAUUUGAAUUUUCCUGUUUUCAAUGGUGAUUUAAUUAAAUUAAAAACUGAAGAUAAUCAAACUACAAUUGUUAAAAUAUUUACAUUUAUUGAACCACAAUUUAAUUUUAAAAAAAAUACCGUUUAUUUAUCACCUAUUUUAUUAAUAAAUUUAAAUAUAAAUGAAAAAUCAAGAGUUGAAUUUGAACCAAUUAAUGAACAAGAAGAAUCAAUAUCGAAAUUAAUCCCUAUUGCUGAAUCAGUUACAAUUACUAGAGUAUCAUCACAAAUCACAAUGGAUAAAACAUAUCAAAAGAAUAUAUUUUCAAGUUUAAAAUCAAUUUUAACUACUCAAUUAAAAUGUGUAAAACAAGGUGAUUUGAUACCCGUUACAAUAGAUUCAAUAUUGGCAAAAACAAUGUUUGAUAAUUCAGAAGAAGAUGCAAAUGUAGCAACUGAUGAAGUGCCAAAUGAUGAUGUUGAUGUUAUACCUAUUGGUAAUCCAGAUGUUGUUGCAUGGUUUAAAAUAACAGAAGUUAAAGGUGAUGAUAAAUUAGGUACUAGUCAAUUUUUGAUAGAUCCAACAAAGACAUUAUUAGUAUCAUCAGGUGUUGAAAGUAUAAGAUUACCAAUGAAUGAAUUUACAAACUGGUAUAGAUAUUUAAAUUUACCACAAAUUUUCAAUUAUUCAAAUUCAUCACUAUUUAAAUAUGCACAAGAUUUCAAAAAGACUUUAAAAACAUGUAUAACUUCAAAAAUAAAUCUUAAAACUUCAAUUUUAUUAACUUCAAUGAGUAGAGGUAUUGGUAAAACAACCCUUGUUAAAAAUGUAUGUAAUGAAAUGGGAUUAAAUUUAAUUGAAUUAGAUUGUUUUGAUUUAUUAAAUCCUGGUCAAGAAUUGAAAACAAUUGGGAUAUUAUCUGGUAAAAUUGAUAAAUUGAUUGCUAAUGUACCUACUAAAUCAUCAUUACAUGUUAUAUAUUUAAAACAUAUUGAAAAUUUAUGUCCUAAAAUUGAUGAAAAUGAUCAAAAUUCAAAUAUUUUCACAUCAUUAAGUUUAAAAAUUAUUCAAACGUUAAAUGAUUAUUUAAAUAAUUAUUCAAACUUAGUAGUUGUUUUAAGUUGCAAUGAUUAUGAUAAAUUAAAUGAUAAUUUAAAAUCAUUAAUAAAAUUUACUUUUGAAUUUACAGUACCUAGUGAAAAUGAAAGAUUGGAAAUUUUCAAAUUUCUUACUGAGAAUGAAAAAGACAAAAUACCUUCAAAUGAUAUAAAUUCAUAUCCAUUUAUAAUUCGAAAAGAUAUAAAUUAUAAAAAUUUAGCAUUACAAUCAGCAGGUCUAACUCCAAGAGAUUUAAUUUCAAUAAUUAAAAAAUCUAAAAAAUUAGCAAUUAAAAGAUUAAAAACAUUAUCAAAACAAUCUAAUAUCAAAAUACAAGAUUUAAUAGAUAUUGGAAAUGGUGGAAUCAUAACUUGGAUCCCUGAAGAUUUUAAUUCCGCCAUUAAUGAAGCUAGAAAUCAAUUUUCAGAUUCUAUUGGUGCACCUAGAAUCCCUAAUGUUAAUUGGGAAGAUGUUGGUGGGUUAGACUUAAUCAAGGAUGAAAUUUUAGAUACUAUAGAUAUGCCAUUAAAACAUCCUGAAUUAUUUAAUAAUGGUUUAAAGAAAAGAAGUGGUAUUUUAUUUUAUGGUCCUCCAGGUACUGGUAAAACAUUACUUGCAAAAGCAAUAGCCACCAAUUUUUCAUUAAAUUUCUUUUCAGUUAAAGGUCCUGAAUUAUUAAAUAUGUAUAUUGGUGAAUCUGAAGCAAAUGUUCGUAGAGUUUUUCAAAGAGCUAGAGAUGCAAAACCUUGUGUUAUUUUCUUUGAUGAAUUAGAUUCAGUUGCUCCUAAAAGAGGUAAUCAAGGAGAUUCAGGUGGUGUUAUGGAUAGAAUUGUAUCUCAAUUAUUAGCAGAAUUAGAUGGUAUGAGUUCAGAAGGUGGUGAUGGUGUAUUUGUAGUUGGUGCAACAAAUAGACCUGAUUUAUUAGAUGAAGCAUUAUUACGACCUGGUAGAUUUGAUAGAAUGUUAUAUUUGGGUAUUUCAGAUACAAAUGAAAAACAAACAAAGAUUUUAGAAGCAUUGACCAGGAAAUUUAAAUUAGAUGAUCAAGUUAAUUUAGAAGUUAUUGCUGAAAAAUGUUCAUUUACAUAUACUGGUGCUGAUUUUUAUGCUUUAUGUUCUGAUUCAAUGUUGAAUGCAAUGACUAGAAUAGCAAAUGAAAUUGAUGAUAAGAUUAAAAAUUAUAAUUUUGAAAUGAAAAGACAAGGUAAAGAUGAAGUUAAUACUCGUUGGUGGUUUGAUAAUAUUGCAACUGAACAAGAUACUACAGUUGUUGUUAAAAUGGAAGAUUUCGUAAAAGCUCAAAUUGAUUUAAUCCCAUCUGUUUCAGCUGAAGAAUUACAACAUUAUUUAAGAGUUCGUGAAAAUUUCGAAGGUGGUAAAGAAAAAGCACAACAACAAUUUAAUGAAGAAAAUGAACAACAACAAAUACAACCACAACAACAUUUUCAAGUGAUUGAGGAAGAAGACCCAUAUGGUGAUGAUAUGAUGGAUGGUCAUGUAGAAAUGAAUGGAAAUGGACAUUAA
Molecule: messenger RNA, 3489 nt
Organism: Insectozyma verbasci
Lineage: Eukaryota; Fungi; Ascomycota; Pichiomycetes; Serinales; Debaryomycetaceae
Source: the annotation of a GenBank genome assembly